AUGACUUCGAACAUCCGCUACUUUAUUUUCACACUUUGUGCUUCGGCUUACGCGGAUGUUUCACAUUUCUUGGGCGACGAUUACGACUACUAUUCGCAGCAACAGCAAUUACCAGCAUAUCCUGUAGCAUUAGCGCCACAAGAUCCCUCUCUGCCCAGCCUGUAUGCGGUGCCUCCACUGCUGCCAGGAGAUAUACCUGCUAAUGGCACGUUUCCAGAUCCCGCGGCGCCAACCGCACCGCCAACAUCCACACAUUCACCCGUAGCACCAGUGCGUCCUUCCAGUACAGAAUUCACAUUGCCUGAGAUUGUGGAGAAUCGCAGCGCUAAGAGUGGUGGUAUUGGUGGCAGAUUUAAUUUUAUACCAUUGAAUAAUCAGUAUUUGACACCCGCAGUGGAUCAACCUAAUUAUGAAGUAUCGAAACGACCGCCAAGUUUUGGCGGCUACUUUUAUCCGCGCCCCACAUCCACUUUCUUUCCAACAGCCACCACCACCACCAGUACUACAACUGAGCCGCCCAACCCCAUUGUGGUACUUGAUCCACCAGAUAUUCUGCCUUCAAUUGGCAACGGCGGUUAUAAUUAUAAUGUACCUGCUGGCCCGCCAUUUCAGCUGCCACCACCCUCUACACCCGCACCCGUUUAUCUGCCAUCGGAUGGCAACUCUAUUGGGAGUUCAGCAGCUGGUAGCGCUUUGCGUCUACGCGUACACGAAAUGCGUUGCAUGCAACACACUGGUGCCGGCUAUUUUCGUGCCGUACUAAAAGUAGACAGCUUUAUAGGUGCAGCUCCCGUAGUCGACAAUGAUUCGAGUGACAAGCGUUGCGAGUUGAAAUUGACACGCAGCUAUGUUGUGGCCGAUAUCGCAGGGGAUGCCUUUGAAAGGUGUGGUGUGCAUGCGUGCGACAAGGAUUUGUGUCUGCGCCUGCGUUUUCCUAGCAUUCGCGGCAUGCGCACAAGCGCGGAUGGCAUACUGACACUGCACUGCAAGACGCAGGAGCGUGUGGCGGUCAAGACGCAUGCGCUCAAAAUGAGAGUUUCCAAUGACUUGCAAGCACGCAGUUUGGGUACAUACGCGCACGGCGGCACACAGCUGCCUUUUCGCACGCACGUAGAGCUACUGCGGCGCACAGCCAAAGGGUUUACGCGCCAACUGGAUGCGCACAGCGCUGUGCUGCUCGGCGAAGAGUUGCUGCUGCGCGCGCAUGUCAUCGCAGGCGAUGGUUGGAAUUACACCAAAUUGACGGAUGUUAAUGUGCAACGCGUUUCACCUACCGGGGAACUGCUUAACAAUGUUGCGCUUAUCACCUCACGCGGUUGCAUUAAUCCCUCCAUGCAAAGUGUUUGUACGCAACCGCCCAGCUUCGAUCCGCCACUCGGCCAUCGCUUAGCCUUCAAAGCUGUAAUGGUUCAGGGUAUGCGCAGCGGCGAUGAGCUCAUCAUAUCCAUGCGCAUUACUGGCUGCCUGGAGGCGCACGAUUGUCACGUAGAUGCCAGCAAUUGCAGUGCAGUGAACAAUCUGUGGCGCCGCAAGCGUAAUGCGAGUGCAAACAGGGCAGAGACGACGAGCCAGCAAAGAGCAUCGAAUGGAAGCGAAGUAUCGGAGAUAUCACGUAUUGCAUUCAGAGUUAUAAUGCCAGGCGAAGGUGCACAGAAGCUUAAAGGUACUGAUGCAAGCGAAAGCAUAGAGCGUAAAGAACAAGCAGCAACUGUUGCUACGCCAUUGUGGGAGAAAACGCAUGGCGCUAUGUUAGUGGAGUUGAGCGCAGUGAAAUUAAUUUCCGCUGUGGGUUUUGUGUUAUUGCUGACCUGUCUGGGCAUUUUCGCUGCAGUAAAGCUGACAAAGUAA
Molecule: messenger RNA, 1848 nt
Organism: Anastrepha obliqua
Lineage: Eukaryota; Metazoa; Arthropoda; Insecta; Diptera; Tephritidae
Exons: 5
Coding region: 1-1848 (615 amino acids)
Source: RefSeq, a predicted model, not a curated record